Clunio marinus is the source of this 207-nucleotide messenger RNA. Lineage: Eukaryota; Metazoa; Arthropoda; Insecta; Diptera; Chironomidae. The record is from the annotation of a GenBank genome assembly.
AUGGCUUUGAGGCAUACGCUGAAUGUUAAAUUAGAUGCUUUAUUCACGUUUCACAUUUUAUGUACGAUUUCUUUUCUCGUUCUCUUCCUUUUGUGCGCUUUGGCAUGGAAGAUAAACACAGACAUUUUUAGCAUAACAAUGACUUUGAGGCGCUUCGCUGAAUGCUUGGGGAAUCCUCGUGAGCUGCUGCCGGUUGUGAGAAAAUGA